Messenger RNA from Oppiella nova, 757 nucleotides. The record is from the annotation of a GenBank genome assembly. Lineage: Eukaryota; Metazoa; Arthropoda; Arachnida; Sarcoptiformes; Oppiidae.
CAUCGGUCGCAUAUUGUAUGGAAUCAGGUGUUAUGGGGAGUAUUCCUACAGUUCCUGUUCGGGCUGUUUAUCCUUCGCUGGUCUUUCGGGAAACAAGUGUUUGAGUGCAUCGGCGAUAAAGUCACGACUUUCCUCGACUUCACGGACUCGGGCUCUGGGUUUGUCUUCUCGUAUUUAGUGUCCGGCAAAUUGGAGGGAAAUGUAACCGAGAAUGGCCAGUCCACUACAUUGCACCUACCUACUCAGGCUUCCGUAUUUGCAUUCAAAGUGAUGCCAGUCGUCAUAUUCUUCAGUUUCUUCGUAUCCAUUCUGUACUUCUAUGGAGUGAUGCAAAUACUGGUGCAGAAAGUUGGCUGGUUUUUGCAGGUGACAGUCGGCACCACUGCCUGUGAAUCACUGAAUGCAUCCGGAAAUAUAUUUCUCGGAAUGACGGAGGCGCCUCUUAUGAUAAAACCUUUUUUGUCGGCAAUGACUAAAUCGGAAUUACAUGCCGUUAUGACGGGAGGGUUCGCCACAAUUGCCGGCUCAGUGAUGGCCGCGUAUAUAAACUUCGGGGUCAGUGCCAGUCAUUUGAUAUCUGCGAGUGUGAUGUCGGCGCCGGCGGCCCUCGGCUUCUCUAAACUCUUUUAUCCGGAAACAGAGGAAAGCAAAACGACAAACAAAAACAUAGACAUCGGAAAGAGUACUGAACGAAAUGCAUUGGAGGCCGGCUCUAACGGCGCCUGUAUUGCUGUCAAGUGAGUGCUCUAAUUCAUAC